Hemisphaericaspora subhashii is the source of this 1962-nucleotide messenger RNA. RefSeq lists its product as uncharacterized. The coding region runs from base 1 to 1962 and encodes 653 amino acids. The record is from RefSeq and is a predicted model, not a curated record. The transcript has a single exon. NCBI's taxonomy places the organism in Eukaryota, Fungi, Ascomycota, Pichiomycetes, Serinales, Debaryomycetaceae.
AUGUCACUAUUUACAAAAUGGUCAACUCUAGUCAGAAUACGACAUUUCGGAAUAUCGACCCGACUAAGAUUAUCAAUUGAGACCCCCGCUCCCAUCCUAAUUGAACCUGAAUUUGAUUUUGAAUCACUCGAAGAAAUAUUCUUAACAUCUGAUCAAGAACCCACAAAAGCCAAGUUCUUCCUUCCACUAGUUCCAAAACGUAUAAUCCCCAUCAAUAAACACGAUAUCACCAUUGACGAGCACGACCAAAUUCGAUUGAAUUCCCCAAUCACACUAAGACAAUCCUGGAAUUAUUAUUAUUCAUUAUGUCAAAACUAUAAAUGGCACACCCGGAGAAAUGUCCUUCAUGUCAGGGGGAAAUGGCUUUCCAUGACCGAUUUAAUGAGAGAAGAAUAUCGAUUGAGUUAUGAAGAAUUGGUAUUGAGUGGGAAAGAUGUUGUGGAUGGACAAUUUGUGGAUCUUAAAUUGGUGCUAUCACCACAUAAAUCGGUACUUAGCGGAAUUAGAUUCGAAUUCAAAAAUGAUACUACUAAUGGUACUAUACUUGAAGAUGAUGUUGCGUUGCUGCAUGCAAAGAAAUAUUAUGAACAAUUGACAUCCCAAAACCAGAACAGAGCUUGGGAAGAAUUGCUUGAUAUCGAGAAACAAGAAUAUCGAGAUGCCUAUAGCGAAUUACUUCGAUCAGGUAGGGAUAUUUUCAACGGCAAAAUCAUUCCUCUUACAUGUGAACCAACACAGAUCAUUGAUAAUCAAUAUAUCAAACCUCCGCCUCAACCUCCUGUCGAAACAGAAGACUUCGAAGUCAACACAGACACAUUAGAAAGGUUCUACAUAAGUUUGAAAACUGUUGAAUAUCUUCCCUAUUUUGGUGGUUGGUCCCGCGAGGUUCAGCGUCAUUUAGGACGUCAAUUUUAUGACACUAUAAAAGGAACGAACAAGGAGCAGUAUUAUAGGAAAAUAUGCUUAGAUUGGUUGGUCCGAUAUAAGCCAUCAAAACUAAUACCAAAACGAGAACGAAAACGAAAGCCAGAAUCAGAGCAUAAAUCAAAUAGAUGCUCCCUUGGCAUGGUUCCAAAGCGUAUAAUCCCAUGCAAUGAACUUGAUAUAAUGAUUGAUGAUAACAACAAUAUCAAAUUGAAUUCCCCAAUCACGCAAAGACAAGCUUGGAAUUAUUAUUAUUCGCUAUGUCAAAACUUUCAAAACACCUAUCGGAGAAGUACACCUUCCAUAAAAGCGCAAUGGCUUUCAAUGACUGAUCUAAUGAGAGAGGAUUAUCGAUUAAGUUAUGAUGCGUUGUUAUUGUGUGGGAAAGAUGUCGCGGAUGGACAAUAUGUGGAUCUCAAAUUGACAUUGGCGGUGAAUAGGUCGGUACUUAGUGGAAUUAGAUUCGAAUUCUGUGAUCCUUAUGGGGUUGAACUUUGGGAAAAUCCCGAUUUGGGACAUGCAAAGAAGUAUUAUGAAGAAUUGACCGGGCCCAGUAAUUUAGAUACCCCUUCUUGGGAGAGUAUGUCUGAUUCAGAAAAAGAAGGAUAUCAAUCCGCUUAUCAAGAUUUGCUUAGUUCAGGUAGAGAUAUGUUCGAGGGUAAGAUCGUGCCACUUACAGAUGUGCCAUUUCUUCACCGUGAUCAAGAAUAUAUCGAACCAGAACCUGAACCUCCAGUCGAAAUAGAUAAAUUUACGAUAAAUAGUAGAACUCAACAAACAUUCUAUUCUUGGUGGAAAGUGGUUAAAUAUCUUCCGUUGAAUAUGAAUUAUGACUAUUUGUAUUUUACGUAUUUACCCAGUCAAUUUCGAAGUUUAAAGGGUCCUGAAGCAGAAUAUUGUAGGAGGGUUUGUUUAGAUUGGGCGGUUCGAAGUCAACAUCCAACACUAAAACGAAAACCGGAACCAAAACCAAAACCAGAACCAAAACCGAAACCUAUGAAGCCGACACCUCCUCUCAUAAGAGAAUCGUGGUUUUGA